GUCAAUUGCAGUGUUUGUUUUGGAGGUGGUGCAGAUGGUUUCACCGAAGUGGAUGCAAGGUUAAACAGUUGUGACACUUCGUCACAUUGAGAAUCCGCGACGGUGCCUUUGUGGUUUUAAGAGAAAGUUUGAGGACAUAAAAGUUUCCGCGGUACUUCCGUGAGCUAAACAUUGAACGGUUGGCUGAAUAAGUCUAAUAAGAAUUGGGCUUUAUACAGAUUCCUAUACUCUGUUAAUUCGCAAAAGAUUUUCUGCCGCUCGCUGCCUCUACGUAUCCUUGACAUGCACGACAGCGGCAGGUCAAGAGCGGAGACCGAAAAUUUGUUUUUACCAGUAAUUCAUGAAAAACGCGAGUUUCAACAAACGGCGAAGAAUAAUGAACUUAUCCAUUCAUACAGCACAGUGCCAGAGAAGUUACUGAGUAUACACCAGGAAUUAGCUAAUAGGCUAUCAGAAUUACCAUUCUCGGCACCAAUCGAAUACAUUUAUAAUCCUGUGGACUACGCUUUUGAUGUCCAUGCUCAAUUUGUAAAUAAAUUCUGCCACUCAGAAAAGCAAAUUUUAUUUCUUGGUAUGAAUCCUGGACCAUGGGGUAUGUCGCAAACUGGGGUACCAUUUGGUGAAGUGACGAUAGUGAGAGACUGGUUAGGUAUUAGUGGGGAAGUUAGAUGCCCGUCUAAACAAUGCCCUAAAAGACCUGUGCUGGGUUUCAACUGUAAGAGAAGAGAAAUUAGUGGUUGGAAGUUCUGGAACUUCUUCAAAGGCAUAUGUUUGAAUCCGUUCAGGUUCUUCAGACAUGCUUUUGUUUACAAUUACUGUCCAUUGGCAUUUAUGACAGCAACAGGAAAGAAUGUAACGCCAGCAGAAAUGAAGGUUUGUUCUACCAUUUCUAUCUUCAACAAAAGUAGUGAUCGCAAGAUGAUAGAUUCCCUUUGUGAGAGAGCAUUCUGCAAAGUACUGGAUCUGUUACAUGUGGAUACAAUAAUUGCAGUUGGGAAGUAUGCUGAGAAGAGUGCUGCUUCUGUGACAAAAGCAAAUGGAUUGAACCACAUAAAGAUUGUUACUAUUCUACAUCCCAGCCCACGGAAUUUCAAUUCAAAAAACUGGGAAGAAGAAACUAAAGCACUAUUACAGAAAAAUGAUUUAAUGAAAUUUUUUUGUGAUACUUGAAAUAUAUUAUGCAGAACAACAUUGUUAAUGACAUUCCAGUUGAGAGCAAAUGUUCUAUAAUGCAAAUACUGAAUAUUCCAAGACUUUGCAUCAUUGCUCAAUUGAUAUAGGGUGUGGCAUGAAAGUGAGCCCCUUAUGUCAACAAUAAUGUUUCAGUAGUGUAGCUGACAGCAAUUGCUGUUUGUCACUCAUAGAUAAACCACUUGCAAAGGCAGUUCACAGACAUGGAGCUCAGUGUGGUACAAUUGUGAGUAUAUUUCACAGAGUUAACUAUACCACAACACUUGUAUUAGAAUAAUCAGUAUUUCAGUUUUUGUGAAGCAUAAUCUUGUACCAUUGUAACAUGUAGUAAGAAUGUUGGUGACACUGUUUGAAGAACAGGAAAUUACUUGGAGCAAAAACUAGCAAGUAAGACAUAAUGUCGUGCACAGGAAGCAAUAAAAGAUUCAGACCAUUCUAUUAAAUUACUAUCAUCAGCUAUGUUGAUCACCAGGCAUACUAUGCAUUGGAUCUUAUGGUUUAAUUUAAGGUUACUACCAUAGAGUGUGCAGCAGUAAAUUGGAUCGGACAGUGAAUUUACAUGCAGAAUUAAUGGCUAAAAUGAAAGGCAACAUAGCAUUUAUAUAUGUACAGUGAAUGAAUGAUGACAUUCACUUUUAGCAGUGGUCAUUUGCUGCAUGACUGUGUCUUUUCCAAUGGAAGGAAAAUUUCUGUGACCUGAAUGAAAGUUCAUUGUACAGCCAGUGGCAGUGUAGUUUGCAGCAGUUGCUUUUGGAGAUGAGUAAUGGUUAAGCAAUAAAUCAAAAUACACCCACAUAAAACACAUUCAUCACACUUGAACUCCAUCUUACAGGAUGGUGAUCCAUAAACGAUAUGCCAGUUUCACUUGAAGCCAUGCGUGAUACUGCACCAUACCAAGAUAUUGCAGUAGUUUGUGGCUUACAAUGCUUUGUGGCCUCCAAGUUUAACAGAUGUGGCAACAUGUGAUUUGUUCCUCUGCAGGUAUCUUUAACCAAAUGUGCACAUAAAUUGUCCCCACAUUGUUGUUGUGCUGGGGACCAUCAUUUGUAUUUUAAUUAUCAAAACACCUGGCAGUGUGCAGGUAUUUAUUUAUAACUAUGCAUCCAUAUGGUGUCUGGUUUGUGUUUAAUGUUUGACAUAUGUCAUGAACUACGUUCUAUACAAUGAUACAUAAUUUUCUGGGUACAUUUAGCAGCAUAUGUGGAUACUGCCUGCAAAAUGUGUUGUAAAUGGAGUUUGUGGAAACAAAGUAAUAAAUUUAAAUGUCAUGCAUCUCACUGUUUAUGAUGUCCUGUCUCCUGAACUAUGAGUCAUACAAUGAUAUCAUAUUGUACAUACAUCUUGCGGCAUAUGUGAAUACAGUCUGUGAAAUGAAAUGUUUUGCAAAUAGAGUUAGUAGAAAUGAAGUAACAGAAUUAAAUGUCAUGCAUGAUGUGGCAGUAUUUCACACAUCUCAUUGUUUAUGAUGUCAUAUCUCCUGAGCUGUGUGUUGUACAAUUAUAUAAUUUUGCAGUUACAUAAAGUAUAAUACAUUCAUACUUUCUGCAAAAUGUGUUGUGAAUACAGUUCGUAGUAAACAAGUAAUAAAUUAUGUCAUGUCUCAUGCGGUACUUUUACUGCAUGAAUUACAGAAAAG
Schistocerca nitens (vagrant locust) is the source of this 2827-nucleotide messenger RNA. RefSeq names its product single-strand selective monofunctional uracil DNA glycosylase (gene Smug). The record is from RefSeq and is a predicted model, not a curated record. The transcript has 4 exons. Gene Ontology annotation, molecular function: oxidized pyrimidine nucleobase lesion DNA N-glycosylase activity; single-strand selective uracil DNA N-glycosylase activity. The coding region runs from base 283 to 1170 and encodes 295 amino acids. NCBI's taxonomy places the organism in Eukaryota, Metazoa, Arthropoda, Insecta, Orthoptera, Acrididae. Gene Ontology annotation, biological process: base-excision repair.